Molecule: messenger RNA, 6672 nt
Organism: Pipistrellus kuhlii (Kuhl's pipistrelle)
Lineage: Eukaryota; Metazoa; Chordata; Mammalia; Chiroptera; Vespertilionidae
Gene: ZAN
Product: zonadhesin
Exons: 39
Coding region: 1-6672 (2223 amino acids)
Cellular component (GO): membrane
Molecular function (GO): protein binding
Source: RefSeq, a predicted model, not a curated record
AUGGCUGCGACAGUCUGGACUCUGGUGCUAAUGAUGGGGGCUGCCUAUGGCCAGGGCUACAUUCCCAUCUCAGUCCGGACUGAGAAGCCUCCAGACCAGAAGUCAUUUGCCCAAACUUCUAGGGACAACUCCAUUAUCAGCCAGUGUGAUUUUGAGGACAACUCCAAACCCUUCUGCGACUGGACUCAAGUAUCCACAAAUUACGGGAACUGGAUUCGAGUCAAAGGGCCCUCCAUCAUGGGCAGCACCGGGCCCACUGGGGGUUACCCCAAUGGAGAGGGCUACUACCUGCACCUGGACUUCCGCACCGCCCAGCAGGGCAGGGUGGCCCGCCUGCUCAGCUCCCCCAUUUGGGUGCAAGGCCCUCUGUGUGUGCACUUCGCCUACUACAUGUUCGGGCUGACGUGGGGUGCCCAGCUCAAACUGCUGCAGCUCACGGGCACAGAGAGCCAGCACCCCGACCUGCUUUGGAAACACGUUAACAUCCAGAGCCCCUCCUGGAUGCCCACCACUGUCACGGUGCCCACGGGGCACGUCCUGCCCAUCCAGCUGAUAUUUGAAGGAGUGAGGGGCAGCCCUACUUCCCUGGAUAUCUCUCUGGACUCUGUCUCUAUCCGUCGUGGCGCCUGCAGCAGGGGAUCUGUGCCAACAAUGCUUUCUUCCAAAUAUCCAGUUUCCUUUACUGGCCCUUCUGAGACCUUGUUCUCCACGGAAAAACCCACUGAAAAACCCACACUCUCCACUGAAAAACCCACACUCUCCACUGAAAAACACACAGUCCCCACUGAAAAACACACACUCCCCACUGAAAAACACACAGUCCCCACUGAAAAACACACAGUCCCCACUGAAAAACACACACUCCCCACUGAAAAACACACAGUCCCCACUGAAAAACACACAGUCCCCACUGAAAAACACACACUCCCCACUGAAAAACACACAGUCCCCACAGAAAAACACACACUCCCUACUGAAAAACACACAGUCCCCACAGAAAAACACACAGUCCCCACUGAAAAACACACAGUCCCCACAGAAAAACACACAGUCCCCACUGAAAAACACACAGUCCCCACAGAAAAACACACAGUCCCCACAGAAAAACACACAGUCCCCACUGAAAAACACACAGUCCCCACAGAAAAACACACAGUCCCCACUGAAAAACACACAGUCCCCACUGGAAAACACACAGUCCCCACUGGAAAACACACAGUUCCCACUGAAAGGCCCGCAGCUUUUAUCACACACGCACCCACCAGCCUUACACCCUUGAUGUUGCCUAUUCAUCAUAUUAGUGCCGCCGUAUCUACUAUGACCUUGGCCACCACUACAACCCCUAGAUCUACUCCAGCAAGCUGCCCCCCAAAUGCCCACCAUGAAAUCUGCGCCUGCCCAGCAUCCUGCCAGAACCCCAAGCCCAACUGUGAGCUCUUCUGCAAGCCCGGCUGUGUCUGCAAUCCCGGCUUUUUGCUUAGUGACUCCCAUUGCAUCGAUGCCUCUUCCUGUAACUGCUUCUACAAUAAUAAUCAAUAUAAGCCUGGGGCAGAGUGGCUCAACUCCAACUGCACAGAACGAUGUCACUGCUUGCCUGGCAGCCGAGUACAGUGCCAGGCCUUUCAAUGCCAGGGAAACAAGUUGUGUCAGCAGAAGAACGGCCAGUAUGGAUGUUAUACCUAUGGCUCUGCCACCUGCUUGGUCUAUGGAGACCCUCAUUAUCUGACCUUUGACGGGAGGCACUUUAACUUCAUGGGAAAAUGCACCUACAUCUUGGCCCAAUUCUGUGGCAACUCGACAGAGCCCUUCUUCAGGGUGGCAGGGAAGAACGAGGAGGGCGCACAGGAAGGCAUGUCUUGCCUGAACAAAGUCUACGUGACGCUGCCUGAGACCUCCAUCACCCUGCUCCGGAGCAGGCGCACGCUGGUUGAGGGUCAGCAAGUCAAUCUCCCGGCCAUACCUUCUACAGGUGUCUUUCUGCAUUUAAGCGGGCGGUUUGUGGAGCUGCAUACUGCGUUUGGUUUGCGGAUACGCUGGGAUGGCGACCAGCAGCUGUUUCUGAGGGUGCCCAGCACUUACUAUGGCAAACUCUGCGGUUUCUGUGGCAACUACGAUGGCAACAGUGGCAACGACAACAAGAUGCCUGAUGGCAGGGCAGCACACGAUGAGGAGGAACUGGGCAUAAGCUGGCAGACAAUAGAGGACACCGAGGAGGAGUGCCAGAGCAAUGCAAACCCCUCAUCUUGCAACUCAACCUUGCAGAACACUCUAUCGGGGCCAGAGCUCUGUGGACGGAUCACAGUCUUCCGCGGAGCCUUUGAGACAUGUCUGCCUCACCUCUCGGCCUCUUACUUCUUCAACAACUGCAUGUUUGACAUGUGUAAAUACCAGGGGCUGCAGCAGAUGCUGUGUGUCCAUAUGGCAGCCUUGACCGAGGCCUGCCAGGCUGCUGGCUACACGGUGAAGCCCUGGAGAGGACCCCAGUUCUGCCCUCUGGAUUGCCCACCCAACAGCAAGUACUCCAUCUGUGCCAAGCCGUGCCCUGAGACCUGCCACUCCAACUUCUCUGUCACGUACUGCCAGGACCGAUGCGUGGAGGGCUGCGAGUGCAACCCUGGCUUCGUCCUCAGUGGUUCCCAGUGCAUCCCCCGAUCCCAGUGUGGGUGCCUGGACUUCAUGGGCCGCUAUAUCAUGGUAGGGCAGCAGUGGUUUGCACCAGACUGCAAACAGCUCUGUAUCUGUGAGGGCAACAGCAAAAUUCACUGUGUGCUCUGGAAGUGCGGUGCUCAGGAGAUCUGCAGUCAGGAGGACGGCAUUUAUGGCUGCCACGCCACAGGGUCUGCCACCUGCACUGUCUCAGGGGAUCCCCACUACCUGACAUUCGACGGAGCCCUGCACCACUUCAUGGGCACCUGCAGCUACAUCCUCACCCAGCUCUGCUUUCCGAGGUCCUUCGACAACUACUUCAUCGUGAGCGCCACCAAUGAGUUCCGGGGCGGGAACGCGGAGGUCUCCCACGUGGCCGCCGUCCACAUACAGAUCUUCAAACAAAGAAUCUCGCUGAUCAAAGGCUACAAGGUCGUGCUGAACGGUCGCCGGGUGACCCUGCCUGUGUGGCUUGCACAAGGCCGGGUAGGCAUCAGGCACAGUGGCCUUUUCAUUUUCCUCUACACGAACCUGGGGCUUCAAGUUCGCUACGACGGGAACCACCUGGUCAAAGUGACCGUGCCCUCCACCUUCGCCAGCCGGCUCUGCGGGCUGUGCGGAAACUACAACGGCAACAGCUCAGAUGACAAUCUGAAACCAGGGCGGAGACAGCCUGCGGCCAGCUCCAUCGAACUGGGGGUUGCCUGGAAGUCAGAUGAAUUCUCUGAAUCUGGCUGCUUCUCUGCGGGUGGCAAGCCCCCCAGAUGCCAGGAGAAGAAAGUGGCAGCCGCCUGGAGUAAGAACUGUAAUAUCUUAAUGGACCCCCAGGGCCCCUUCUCCCAGUGCCACAAGGUGGUGGCCCCAGACUUCAGCUUUGCCAGCUGUGUGCAUGGCCAGUGUGGGACCAAGGGCGACGCCCUGACCCUGUGCCGCUCCCUGCAGGCCUAUGCCUCCCAGUGUGCGGAGGCCGGCCAGCCGCCUGCCUGGCGGAACAGCACCUUCUGCCCUCUGAAGUGCCCUGCUAGCAGCAGCUACAGCCACUGUGCCAACCCUUGCCCAGCCACCUGCCGCACCCUAGACACCCCACAGGACUGCCCGGCUUCACUGCCCUGUGCCGAGGGCUGCGAGUGCCAAAAAGGCCACGUCCUGAGCGGAGCCUCCUGUGUGCCCUUCAGCCAGUGCGGCUGCACCGACUCCCGGGGCUCCUACUACGCGGUUGGGGAGAGCUGGUACACGGACACUAGCUGCUCCAGGCUGUGCUUCUGCUCCAGCCACAACAUCUCCUGCCUCGACACCUCCUGCAAGCCUGCACAACUGUGCUGGGCCCUGCAUGGGCUCAUACGCUGCCGGAGUUCGGGGAUGGGAGUGUGCCGGAUCGCAGACAAGGCCUACUUUGUAAGCUUUGAUGGCCGUUAUCAUGCCAUCAGGGGCACCUGUGCUUACGUCCUGAUGAAAACAUGUCAAUUCACCACGGACCUGCCCUUCUUCAAGAUCAGUGGCGAGAACGAGGAGAGGGAAGGCCACUCCCCUGCUUUCUACCUCCGCCAGCUCAAUUUUAGCGUCUAUGAUUCCCUGAUCACCCUACAAAAGGACCACCAUGUGCUGAUCAAUGGCAAACAGGUCACCCUUCCCUCCAACAACCGGGUCAAGGGUGUCAACAUCUAUGCCAGUGGCACCCACACCGUGCUCAGACAUUUCAUUGGGGUGGAAGUCAAGUUUGAUGGCAGAGGGUCCUUACAGAUCGAAAUCCCUAGAGCCUAUUACGGAAAGGUCUGUGGCAUCUGCGGGAACUUCAACGACGAGGAAGAGGAUGAAUUAAUGAUGCCCAAUGACGAACUAGCGCAGAAUGACAUUGAUUUUGUGCACAGUUGGCAAGAUAAGGAGGCCAACCCAAAUUGCAAAAGCGACGAACUAAUAGGUGAGCAGAUGAAGACCAGAGCAGGAUACCCGGAGACUCAGAAUGCAAACUGCAAGCCGUCUAGCCUAAUGAGAGCCAUGAAGAACUGCAAAGUGGCCUUUCAGACUCCGGCUUGGACCAGGUGUGCCGCCCACGUGGCCCUCACGCCCUUUCUGCUGGACUGUAUGCACAACCUCUGUGAGUUCGAAGGCCCAACCCAUGCCCUCUGCGACUCUCUGCAAGCCUUCGGGGCCGCCUGCCAGGCCCGGGGGCUCAAGCCGCCAAUCUGGAGAAACAGCUCUUUCUGCCCUCUGGAAUGCCCCUCCCACAGCACCUACACGUCCUGCGUUCCCUCCUGCUCGCGCUCCUGCUGGGACAUGGAAGGCCAGUGUGAUGAGACGAAAGUUCCCUCCACCUGUGAGGAGGGCUGCAUCUGCCUGCCUGGCUACGUGCUCAGCGAGCAGCAGUGUGUGCCCAGGACUCAGUGCAGCUGCAGGGAUGCCCAGGGCCGCUCCCUCCCCACAGGGAAAACCUGGCUCUCCAAUGGCUGCACCCAGAACUGCACCUGCAGAGCAGGAGCCAUUCAGUGCCAGCCCUUCGUCUGCCCCUCUGGCUCUCACUGCCAGUCCAGCUCCAACGGCAGCAGCACCUGCGCCCUCCACAAGUUGGAACGUUGCUCGGUCUUCGGAGACCCCCAUUACCACACGUUCGAUGGCGUUAGCUACCACUUCCUGGGCCGCAUGACCUACAUUCUGGUCAAGACCGUGGACACGCUCCCCAGGAAUGUGGAGCCCCUGGCCGUGGAGGGACGCAACAAAGUGCACAUGCCCCUCGGCCAGAUCUUCCUGCAGGAGGUCAUUGUGAUCGUCUACGGCUACACAGUCCAGCUCCAGGCUGAACUGCAGCUCGUGGUCAAUGACCAGAAGAUGGACACCCCCUACAACCCCAACAAGCAGCUGCAGGUCAUCAUUCGGAGCCAACGGCUGUAUCUGAUCACUGAUUUUGAGUUGACUGUCAGCUUUGAUGGGAAGGACAAUGCAGUGAUCUCCCUGCCCAGCACGUACCUGGGGCUGGUGAGUGGCCUGUGCGGGAACUUUGACAAGAACCAGAACAAUGAAUUCAUGCUGCCCAAUGGUGCCCUCACUCAGAACCUCAUCAAUUUUGGCAACAGCUGGGAGGUGAAGACCAAGGGAGGCCUCCCCCGCUUCUCAAGGUCCAUCCGAGAGGAGGAGGAGGGAGAGGAGAAGGCAGGCUUCGGUGUGUCAGAAUGCAGCCCAGAGCAGCUGGAGCUCAUCAACAGCACCCAGGCCUGUGGGGUGAUGGCGGACCCCCUGGGCCCCUUUGCCGCCUGCCACCAGACUGUGGCCCCGGAGCCCUUCCAGCAGCACUGUGUGUUUGACCUGUGCGUCACCCGGGACCCUGAGGAGCAGGAGGAGCUGCGCUGCCACGUUCUCAGCGCCUACGCCAUCAUCUGCCAGGAGGCAGGCGCCACCCUGGCCAGCUGGCGGGACCACACUCACUGCGCCUUGGCGUGCCCAGCCAAUACCCUCUAUCAGAGCUGUAUGACACGCUGCCCUGCCUCUUGUGCCAACCUGGCGGCUCCCAGGGACUGUGAGGGCCCCUGUGUGGAAGGCUGUGCCAGCCUCCCAGGCUACAUCUACAGUGGUGCCCGGAGCCUCCCCCUGGCCCACUGCGGUUGCACCAACAAUGGCAUCUACUACCAGCGGGGUGACAGCUUUGUGACUGAGGAUUGCUCUCAGCGCUGCACCUGUGUCAGCCCAGAGCACCUGCUGUGUGAGCGCCUCGGCUGCAGCGUCGGGGAAAUCUGCACCCUGGGGAACCUCACUCGUGGCUGCUUCCGAGAAAGCCCAUGUCUGCGGAACCCCUGUCAGAACGAUGGGCACUGCCAGGAGCAGGGCGCCCACUUCACCUGUGAGUGUGCACUUGGUUACGGAGGAGACCUCUGCACGGAGCUUUGGGACAUGCCACUCCCCGAAAAGCCAGAAGUGUCCAGCUUUGUGGUCAUCCUGUUGGGCAUGCUGGUGCUCGUGGUGGUCAUAGUGCUGGUGGUGGUCAGAAAAUGUGUUUCCAAGAGCAAGAGGAGGAGGGUCUGCGGCCCUUCCCGGUGA